AUGAGCUCGCAGCGUUAUCAAAGGGUUAAUGCCCAUGACGAGGACGACGAAGUCGACUCUCAUUCGUCGAUUCCUCUGCAAACCGCCCCUACGCCCUCGUCUCCGCCUCCCUCAUUCCAUUCUCGUUCCUCUUCCUUCUCAUCAAGAAGACUUCUCCAGAAUGACCCCCAUCGAAGCGAUGCAGACCAGACCCUUGCCGACGCCUUUGGUGACGCCAGCGAUUCCGAGGCAGAUGACGAACCCGAUGACCGACAGCGACUGAUGCGGGCCCAUCCGGAGCAGUCAGCGGGAAGUGGCCGAGAGACUGCCCCUUCAUCGGCCGCCAACAACGAACAACCAUCAUCACAGAGUAAUCAGUCGGGUUCGACACUUCAGAGAAGACCAACAAUACUGCCCAGUUUCAGCACACCCUCGUCAGGCGCAGGUCGCGUGAUCAGUUCGUCAAAUGACGGAGUCUUUGCCAACCUGGCGGCCAAGCCAGAACGCGGAGAGAAGAACGAGGAUCUACCUCCGUCCUACGAAGAAGCAGCUGCAGACGCCACACCCCCGUACUGGGAGACCACCAUCUUGGCCCCCGGCAUCUCGUCCGACGAGGUCUAUGUGGAUGGACUGCCCGUUGGCUCAAUCUUCUCCUUCGUCUGGAACGCCAUGAUCUCAAUGUCCUUCCAACUGGUCGGCUUCCUCCUGACAUAUCUUCUUCACACCACACACGCCGCGAAAAACGGUAGCAGAGCUGGUCUCGGCCUCACGUUAGUGCAGUAUGGUUUCUACAUGAAAGGAGGGAGUGAUGGGGGAUCGGGUGAUGGCGGUGCGGACUAUGUUCCUCCUCCAGAUCCCAACAGCCACACCUUUGAUCCAACUUCAGUGUCUGAUGGUUCCGGUGGCAACGGCGGCGGCGGCGCGAUAUCCGAUAUCACCACGAGCGAGUGGGUUUCGUAUGUCUUGAUGAUUGUCGGUUGGUUCAUUCUCAUACGCGCCAUCAGCGACUUCUUACGGGCCCGGCGGCAUGAGCAACUAGUACUACAAAGUCCCGAGCGUGGUCUCAGCGUUCCGAUCAUCGCGGAAGGCGAACGGUCCGAAACGGUUGUAUAG
Messenger RNA from Aspergillus udagawae, 1092 nucleotides. Its product is annotated as metal homeostatis BSD2 family protein. Bases 1 to 1092 code for a protein of 363 amino acids. The transcript has 3 exons. Gene Ontology annotation, cellular component: Golgi apparatus; endoplasmic reticulum; perinuclear region of cytoplasm. The record is from RefSeq and is a predicted model, not a curated record. Gene Ontology annotation, biological process: positive regulation of protein ubiquitination; vacuolar transport; ubiquitin-dependent protein catabolic process. Lineage: Eukaryota; Fungi; Ascomycota; Eurotiomycetes; Eurotiales; Aspergillaceae.